UUAGUACUUUUUGAUAUGGAGAACAAGAAUGUCACCAAGAUGGCUCUUGUUUUUCUCUCAUUCUUGUGUCUCAUUGCUUUCUCAAGGGCUGUGGUCUCGAACCGGAUUGGUAUAAACUACGGGCGACUAGGAAACAACCUUCCACCUCCAGCACGGUCGAUUGAACUUCUUCAGAACAUGAGCAUUGGUCGUGUCAAACUCUACGAUGCUGAUCACGAGAUCCUCAACCUUCUAUCACAGACAAAUAUCGAUGUGGCAAUAACAGUUGCUAAUGAUGAAAUCUCCGGAAUAGCAGCAAACCAACACCUUGCAGACCAAUGGGUAUUUGAGCAUAUCUUAACUCACUAUCCAAACACAAGAAUUCGGUUUGUACUCGUUGGAAAUGAAAUCUUGAGCACCACAACCACAGCUCAAGAUUUACAAAUAGCUCGUGAUCUUGUACCCGCUAUGCGACGAAUCAAGAACACGAUUAAAGCACAAGGCAUCAAAAACAUCAAAGUUUCAACCCCUCUUGCCAUGGAUAUGAUGCAAACCACAUUUCCACCUUCAAAUGGGACUUUCAAGCCAGAAAUACGCGAACUUAUGAUACCGUUGUUAAAAUACUUAAACGGAACAAAAUCUUAUAUCUUCUUAGACGUUUACCCUUAUUUUGCGUGGUCAGAAAGCCGAAGAAAUAACCAAACGGGCAUCAACCUUGAUUACGCUUUACUAAAAAGCGUAAACCAAACGUACACUGACCCACAAACCGGGUUAGUGUACAACAAUCUUCUGGAUCAAAUGCUUGACUCGGUGGUGUAUGCAAUGGCUAAACUAGGAUAUGAUGACAUGAUGCUUGGUAUUGCAGAAACGGGUUGGCCACACGAAGGUGACUCAAAUGAAAUCGGCGCAAACAGAGAAAAUGCAGCAGAGUAUAACAACAAUGUGGUUCGAAAAAUGUCUGCGGUUCCAGCCACUGGGACCCCGGCUAGACCUGGUGUAGUCAUUCCGACUUUUAUAUUUUCGAUGUUUGAUGAGAAUCAAAAGUAUGGACCGAGUACCGAAAGGCAUUGGGGCUUGUUGCAUCCUAAUGGAACCUCUGUUUAUCAGAUGAAUAUAACCGCGAAAGGUGUCCCGUCUGAUUAG
Messenger RNA from Erigeron canadensis, 1122 nucleotides. RefSeq names its product probable glucan endo-1,3-beta-glucosidase A6. The transcript is spliced from 2 exons. Gene Ontology annotation, molecular function: hydrolase activity, hydrolyzing O-glycosyl compounds. NCBI's taxonomy places the organism in Eukaryota, Viridiplantae, Streptophyta, Magnoliopsida, Asterales, Asteraceae. Gene Ontology annotation, biological process: carbohydrate metabolic process. Gene Ontology annotation, cellular component: plasma membrane. Bases 16 to 1122 code for a protein of 368 amino acids. The record is from RefSeq and is a predicted model, not a curated record.